AUGUUUUUAAGAGAAAGCUUUAGUGUAAACUCUCAGACACUAACUUAUAGUGGUUUAGAAGAUUUUGGGGAGGAAAGUGAAUCUUCUGGUUUAAAUGCCAAUCACGCAUUGGUGUUUAUGUUUCAGAGUUUAGCUCUAAAUUUCACACAACCAAUUGCUGUUUUUGCAUCCAGAGGACCAGUGAAAGGUACAGUUUUAGCACAAUUAGUUGUGAAAUCCAUAUGUUUGUUGGAAAAUAUUGGGAUUAAAGUUGAAGGAGUUGUAUCAGAUGGGGCAUCUACAAACCGAAAACUUUGGGGAGAAUUAGGUAUAUCUGGUAAAAAAAAUCAAAUAUCAAAUUCAUUUGAAAAUCCAAUUGACCGCAAACGAAAAAUUUAUAUAUUUGCUGAUGCCCCACAUUUAAUAAAGAAUGUUAGAAACAGGCUUCACAACAAAAAAAGUUUAAGAGAGUCUCUGGAAACUCCAUACAUAAGGUGGUCACAUUAUAUUGAUGUAUAUGAAAAUGAUAUCAAAAGAAAUUCGAAUUCCCCAACAAAAGUUUGCCCCAAAAUUACGCUAAGACAUUUACAUGUUGAUGGUUUUAGUAAGAUGAAUGUUAAAUUAGCCACUCAGAUUUUUAGUGAUUCCAUGGCCAAAGGUCUUGAAUUUUAUAGAGAUUAUGUAAAAGUAGAAUCAUUAAAAAAUAGCUUUCAAACACAACUUUUUACGGAUCGAUUUAAUAAGCUAUUUGAUGUAUUCAACCGAAAGUACCCCGCAGAAGGAAUAAAAAAGAAAAGUCCUGAUUUCCAGAUUUUAAAAGAUAAUCUUAAUUGGAUUAAUUGUUGGGAAGAUCAAGUUGAAAAUAAAUAUAUUACUAAAGAUGAGUACUUGACUCAAAAUACAGCCGAUGGGUUGCGUGUAACUAUGAAAUCCACAUUAGAAUUAACAGAGUACCUUUUAGAGAAAUGCGGAUUCAAAUUUGUAUUAACAUCCAAAAUGAACCAGGAUAAAUUAGAGCAAUUUUUUGGAAUGUCAAGGCAAGCUACUGGCCCAAAUGAACAUCCAAGUACACCAACAUUUCUACAGGUGUAUAAAAUGUUGUCCAUGUACUCAUUGUUAAAACCACCAAAAUCUGGCAAUUGUAAGAUUUUAGAAGCUACUGUUCAUACAAUUACAAUUACUGAUUUGAACCUAGUUGAUAAUAAAGAACAAGUUUCACAAAGAGCUGAAAAAAUUGAAAUUUUGAGAAAAAAACUUGACACCUUAAUUAUGACUAAUGUGGAAGUAGAUGAUAUUAUUUUUGAACAUAAUAUUCAUAAUUAUAACAAAGCAGAGGCAGAGGACUGUGUUUUAUAUUAUAUUUGUGGGUAUAUAACUAAGAACCUCAUAAAAACUGUAAAAUGUGAUACUUGUCUCACAGUAUUAAUUGGUACUAAGUCAUACUGCAGCAGGCCAGAAGCGGCUCUUCUUAACAUAAAAUCAAAAGGAGGUUUGACUUACCCAAAUGAUUUUAUUUUUGGAUUGCUGAGUACUGUUGAAAAAUCAUUUGCUAAGCACUGCGAUAACAAUAACGUUUUCUUAAUGACUAUUGAUGAAUUCUUUGAAACUAAUAAGUUCAUAAAUUUUCCAUGUAUUGAACACAAACAAGAUGUACUAACUCAUAUUAUAUCCAACUUUAUUAUUAUGAGGAUGAGGCAGUACGCUUUACAUACAAAUAAAAACCAAAGUAAAGAAAAUGCAAAAAAAAAAAAGUUUGCAAAAUUAGUUCACACAUAG
This is a messenger RNA of Macrosiphum euphorbiae (potato aphid), 1755 nucleotides long. The record is from the annotation of a GenBank genome assembly. Lineage: Eukaryota; Metazoa; Arthropoda; Insecta; Hemiptera; Aphididae.